Molecule: messenger RNA, 868 nt
Organism: Lactuca saligna
Lineage: Eukaryota; Viridiplantae; Streptophyta; Magnoliopsida; Asterales; Asteraceae
Source: the annotation of a GenBank genome assembly
AUGGCAUCCGCAGGUAAAUCCUUCCUUCAAAGCAUAAGGCGCUACAUCAAGAAGCCAUGGGAAAUCACUGGCCCAUGUGCUGACCCAGAAUACAAGUCCGCACUGCCUCUUGCCGCCGAUUACCGGCCGUUUUGUCCGGCCACUGAACCGGCCAAGGCCAUCGUCCCGACCUCCGAUCCAGAAACCGUGUUCGACAUCAAAUACUUCUCUCGCGAUCAGCGCCGUAACCGCCCGCCCAUCCGCCGCACCGUUCUGAAGAAAGAUGACAUCUUGAAGAAGACUACAAUGCGUGUGGUGGAGGUUAUUGCAAGUAAUCAGGUUUAAUCUCUCGAAAGACUUGCCUGCAACAAAAAUAAAUUAAAUGGUGUUGUUUCUUUUGGUCAUUACUUUUCUUUUUCUUCCUUUUUAUUUUUUCAUGUCUACACACUUAAAAUACCUCUUACUAAUGCUUUAUUGAAAGCAUAAUUGAAGUUCUUUGUGUUGUAAUAACAAAUAGGUUUCCCAAAUAAGUUGUAGUAGGCCUUGUGGUGGUUUCUUUGGCCCUAUUUGUUUUGUAGGAAAGGACAGGACAGGCCAUGACAAAACAGAUCUAACAUUUGGUGUGCAUUAGAUUCAGACUGAGAUUGGAUAUAAAUUUUACUUUUUUGUCCCACUAAAAAAGACUCAUUGUCAAUCUCAUUUGUGGAGAAGACGUGAAUGUCUUUUUUAUUUUUAUCAUAAAAACAAUCUUAGAAGUUUGUUCAGUUCAGUCCUGUUCAAUUCUGUUAUUUGUAAUAGAUAGUGUUUGGAUGUGAUGUCUUGAAACUGAUUAUGUGGUAUUAGAUAAUUAAAAAGGGAUAAUCGGUUGUGGUGAAACGAGUUGUAGGAG